UUACGAUAGUGAAGCAGGUUUAUGACACAUGUUCUGUUGAUAUCUACAGACUAAGCGAUUUAUGUCAUACGGUUUAAGAAAAUGAUCCACGCGUUGAUUUUGUUUUCUUUGUGUUUUUGUCAUCUGCUUGGUGUUUUUGUUGCUGAGACAAAUGGAGUGAAGUCCUUGUCAGUGAUGGAGGGAGAUACUCUUAUUCUAGAAUCUAAUGUUACUGAAAUACAGACAUGUGAUGAGAUAGAGUGGACAUUUGGAAACAUUCGAAUAGCUAGAAUCAAAAGAGUGAGCGGUAUCUUCUCUACAUCUUAUGAAGAUGAUUUGAGAUUCAUAGACUCCAGACUCCAGCUCGAUAAUCAAACUGGAUCACUCACCAUCACUAACACUAGGUCUGUACACACUGGAGUUUAUGAUCUAACUAUCAUGGUCAGAAAUGUGCAGUCAAUCCAGAGUUACAGUGUUACUGUUUAUGCUCUGUUGCCCAUUCCUGUAAUCUUCAUUGACACAUUAGCAUCCUCUUCAUCAUCUGAAAGAUCAUCGAGGAUCUUCCUGUGUUCAGUGUCCAAUGUGAGCCGCGUGACUCUCUCCUGGUACAAAGGAAACAGUUUAUUGUCCAGCAUCAAUGAGUCUGAUCUCAGAAUCAGUCUCUCUCUACCUCUGGAGGUGGAAUAUCAGGAUAACAACACCUACAGCUGUGUGCUCAACAAUCCCAUCAGCAACCAGACCACACAUCUGGACAUUACUGACUUCUAUUUGAUUUCAGACUCUUUCCGUUGUUGUGAUUCUGUUGAAGCUGUGACCCGAUUAGUCGUCACUGCUCUGAUGGGCGUGGCUGCUGUGGCUGCUGUUGUUGUUCUGCUUUAUGACAUAAAAUCCAGAACAGGAGAGAAGAGAACAGACAUCAACAUCAGACGUGUGUUUGGUGUUGGGACCAAUGAAGUGAAGUCUGUUUCAGUGAAGAAGGGAGAUUCUAUAAUUCUACACAGUGAUGUUAAUGGGAUACACAAAUAUGAUGAGAUCGAGUGGCGUUUUGUACAACUACGUAUAGCUAGAAUAAAGAAAGCAAUCGGGAAUGAUCCUCAAUAUGAUAAUGACGAAAGAUUCAGAGACAGACUGAAGCUGGAUCAGACUGGAUCUCUGACCAUCACAAACACCAGAACCACAGACUCUGGACUUUAUCAAUUAACUAUCACUAUUAAGAAUCAGGAGACUAUCAAGAAAUUUAAUGUUACUGUUUAUGCUCGUCUUCCAGUUCCUGUUAUCUCCAGAAACUCUUCACAUUGUUCAUCAUCAUAUUGUUCAUUGGUGUGUUCAGCUGUGAAUGUGAGUCAUGUGACUCUCUCCUGGUACAAAGGAAACAGUUUAUUGUCCAGCAUCAAUGUGUCUGAUCUCAGCAUCAGUCUCUCUCUACCUCUGGAGGUGGAAUAUCAGGAUAAAAACACCUACAGCUGUGUAGUGAACAAUCCUGUCAGCAACCAGACCAAACAUCUCAACAUCAGCAAACUCUGUCACACAUGUGCAGAACCAUUUAUACCCUUAUUGAACAUACCCUUACUGAUCUCUGCUGCUGCUGCUGGAUCUCUGUUGAUAGUAGCUGCAAUCUGGAUCUUCUGGAUCUGCCAGAAACAAAAAGAAACACAUCAACAGGUUCAGACCCAUGAUGAUGUAACUUAUGCUGAUCCAACGUUCUUCAAAAGAAAUGCACAUAAAGUG
Molecule: messenger RNA, 1707 nt
Organism: Sinocyclocheilus rhinocerous
Lineage: Eukaryota; Metazoa; Chordata; Actinopteri; Cypriniformes; Cyprinidae
Exons: 8
Source: RefSeq, a predicted model, not a curated record